AUGGAGAGCCCAAGACCCUCCACCGCCUACCUCAUCGUAGCCAUCAUCAUGGCCGUCCUCAUCUUUCUCAACGUCCUCAUCGGCAUCGCCUUCCUGCUCAUCCCCAAGGACUGCACCCGCUGCCGCCCCGAGAACCAGCAACCCGCGCGCCGCAACCCGUUCAACAUCGCUCAAGGAUACAGUCUUCGCUCCAUCUUCGUCUCUGGCUCGCACGGUCGUCGUGUUGCCUUCAUCAACGGCUUUGUUGAGGUGGACGAUGACUUUGAUGCUUGGGCGUACUGGGCGACGGACUCGGAGGAGACGCUCAGGGGAAUUCCUAUCCACUCUCUGCCUCAGACGCAGGUUCAAGCUCAGGCUCAGGCUCAGAACCAGUAUGGACUUCAUGGUGAUGCGGGCGUGGUCAGUACUAGGCCUUCUGCUACCGAGUAUGGCUACCAGCACCACAAUGAACGUAUGGAGAUACCUCGCGACGGCACUGUUGCCAGGAUCCCAGCUCACCGAACAGACGGUGGUUUCGCUUUCACUGAAUACGAAUUUGAGCAACCUAUGCAGUACGCCACCGAUCCAGCUGUGUCGCGUCAUUCCCACCCUCUCGCUCAAGGCAACGAGGUCGAUUUUGGCCCGCACUCGCAGUCACCCGCCCCCACUGUGAGAACUUGGGGAAGAGACAGCGAUGCUACCAUUCGUGCGGUGGUGGAGAAUCCCAGACGGGAUGUUGGUGGCUCGAGGCCCAAGAGCUCCCGUUCUGAGGGACAAGCAUCGAAUGAUGCUGGCCGUCAGGCUUAUUGA
This is a messenger RNA of Trichoderma virens Gv29-8, 789 nucleotides long. RefSeq lists its product as uncharacterized. Lineage: Eukaryota; Fungi; Ascomycota; Sordariomycetes; Hypocreales; Hypocreaceae. The transcript has a single exon. Bases 1 to 789 code for a protein of 262 amino acids. The record is from RefSeq and is a predicted model, not a curated record.